Gasterosteus aculeatus aculeatus (three-spined stickleback) is the source of this 1459-nucleotide messenger RNA. It is a transcript of the gene dmbx2, whose product is annotated as diencephalon/mesencephalon homeobox 2. Gene Ontology annotation, molecular function: RNA polymerase II transcription regulatory region sequence-specific DNA binding; DNA-binding transcription factor activity, RNA polymerase II-specific. NCBI's taxonomy places the organism in Eukaryota, Metazoa, Chordata, Actinopteri, Perciformes, Gasterosteidae. The record is from RefSeq and is a predicted model, not a curated record. Gene Ontology annotation, biological process: regulation of transcription by RNA polymerase II.
UAAUGGCUGAGGGGAGCCUGGGUAAAUGCUUCUUAAAUUGUCGUGGGUGAGAAUGGUUUCAGGGAAUUAGAUUGGUGUCGCGACAAAGAGCGCUGGUGUGCGAGGAUUUAAGGGCCAGACUGGAUCAGGAAAUACUGGAGUACACAGCUCACCAGAGGCAGACUUCUGUGCACAUUCAUUCCACGCUCCGGAUCUCAGAUUGAAUAUGAAUGCCAUGAAUUUCUGCGGGACGUCCAGCGGUGGUGGUGUGUACCCCCUGCACGGCGUUCCCUCCAUGCUGUUUGACCUCCACCACCAGAUGGCGGAGCAGUACCACGUUUACUCUGCAGCCUGCCCCACAGCACACACCCUGUCUGUGGCCGAGAGGCUGGCAGAGCUCAUUCUUGAGGCUCGAUAUGGGAACCAGCAGAAGCAGCGCCGCAGCCGAACAGCGUUCACGGUGUCGCAGCUGCAGGCUCUUGAGAAAGCUUUCCAGCAGACUCAGUACCCAGAUGUCGGCAUGAGAGAGAGGCUGGCUGUCUGCAUCAACCUGCCCGAAGCUCGCAUUCAGGUGUGGUUCAAGAACAGGAGGGCUAAGUUUCGUAAAGGUCAGAGGUGCUCCCCGCUCCCCAGAGACCAAAGUUCGGAGGAAGCAACACAUUGCACCAUGUUGGGACGGGAAGAGGUCCGGAGCGAAGACCAAAAGGACAUAAGCACAUCCCGUACUGACAGGAACACCCGUCCUCGUUUCUUCCCUCCACCUCGUGUGGGUAAAACGAGGGAUGUUUACGCACCAUCGGACUCUGAUGUUUCACGGUGCCCCCUCAGACUUUGCUCUCCUCCACUUUUUCCCUUCAUGACGGGGGAGCGCUACGGCCACCCUCAUCACCAGCCAGCUGUUGGAGUGCUGUCCAACGAGCUGGCCCAUUAUACGGCAGCACAGUUCCACACUGGAAGUUACUAAAAACUGUAGCCUCUCCCCCCAGACGGCUUGUUCCAGUGGAGCUGUGCCACACCCUCACCUGGGGCUGCAACUGUAGCGUCGUCCUCCAUCAGUCAGAGGUCUUGGCUCGUUGCGGACUCGGGUACACCUGAAGCAACCGUGUGUGUGAAAAUACAAGAGGUAGAAGCACUUACUGCCUUGUUCCUGUAGACCUGACUACAGACAGAAUGUGAAUUUAUUUAGAAAGCUUUAUUGAAUGUCUGAAGGGACGUAAAACUGAUAUGGGGUCUGCCUUAAUUAUUAACAUCUACAGGUUGCUUUAAGUCAGCGAGUUUGCUUGAAAGAGGUUGUAAUGUAAUCCUCCGGAAGCAGCGUAAACACCAUUUACAGAUAUAAUUGUCUCUUUCAGCAUUAUUUCCAUUUACACUGACUAGUAGAAACAUAGUUAUAAUGAUGGUAAAACUAUUUGAGAGAAGUUCCUAAUUGUAACCAGGCAUUGCAACAUGGAAAUCUAAAAUAAAAUCAGUUGUAAUUUUU